Molecule: messenger RNA, 15631 nt
Organism: Tyto alba (common barn owl)
Lineage: Eukaryota; Metazoa; Chordata; Aves; Strigiformes; Tytonidae
Product: E3 ubiquitin-protein ligase rnf213-alpha-like
Exons: 68
Coding region: 96-15176 (5026 amino acids)
Molecular function (GO): metal ion binding; ATP hydrolysis activity; ubiquitin-protein transferase activity
Source: RefSeq, a predicted model, not a curated record
GGCGAGGGAGCCCACGGCUACCACUCUGGGGCCAGCCGGCAACCUCACGGUGCAGCCACUUGCCCACCGCCUCCCCCCAGGUCCGGACCGCCGCCAUGGAGGGCUCCGAAGGCGACGGAGGAGGUGAAGAGCUUCACCCCCAGCCCCAGCCCAGCGAGGAUUUCGUGAGCGGCCCCUCGGCGCAGGACGAAGGUCCCGGCAACCCCGGGACGCAGCCGACGGCACCCAACAACCCAAACUCCCUUCCCGAGGGGUACGAGGACAUCGGUUCAACACCGGAGCAGGUGACGGGGGAUUACAAGUCCGACGACGACGACGACCGCUGGGAGAUUGUCUCCAGCGAGCCAGAGCCAACGUCGGUGGAUUCGUUGGUGGGCGAUGGAGACGACCACCGCAAGCAGGAUCCGGCCCCCCAGCCCCUCAGCGAGCACGAGGCUCCCGUAAUCCCACCACAAGAUGAGAUCCCGCUCCAGCAGAUCCCGGCGCACCGCUGCGCGGCGGUGGAGAACGAGAAUUACCAGAAUGCUGGUGUCCAUCCGGAGGGAGCAUCGGAAAUACAGACGCAGAAGAGUUUCAGCAGUCCGGAAAAGGUCCCGGGUCAUGUUAAGAGAGCAGAGGUGACAGACCAGGGGAACCUCAACCGUGCACGUGCAGAUGAUGAGGAGAUCAGAGAAGGCCGAGGACCUCCCAGCAGGGUGAGAAGUGACAUCGCAGGGGAUGUGCAACAUCUGGGAGCGUUUGCCAAGAGCCAGCUGAAAUGGAUCUGCCAGCCCAGCUCGUAUCUGUUUGGUGGACAUUACCCACCACAAGACACAAUGACCCUGGAGUUCGUUGCUGUGCUGUCAGAAAAUUAUAACCUCAACAAAAAAUUCAAGAUCUCCGUUGUCUUCUACAAAAAGCUUGGCCUCUGUGAAGAAUUUGCCAAUAUGGAGAAAAGAGACAGAGUGAUUACGGGCAGCGCCAGGAUCACCCUUUCUCACCUGAAAGAAGGACUUAUCUUUUAUAAAUAUGCCCUCAUUAACCCCUACAGCCAAGACAGAGAGUGUGAAUUAGAGCACAUUUCAUUAGAGAACUCCGGCAUCCAGGAUACCUUAAAGUACAGAAACGCUCAAUUAUUUCGUGUCGUGGAUAUACCCAAAACAGAGAUCAGAGCCGACGGAACAUGGACCAUCUUUGAACACAUUGAAUGCAGUUUCCUCAACAGCAGCAGCAGCAUGAUGAUUCGGAAUCCCUUGUCCAAAAAGUCCAGGUGCAAAAUCCAGAUGGAUUACCUGGAGCACAAUUUCUUUGUUCAUGCCACCUCCUGGAAUUCCCUGGAGGAUAUAGAGAGGAAACUGGAUAGGUACAAGGAGAGCGUCAGCUUCUGUCUUGGGGACGCCGAGAAAGGAGACUCUGAGAUUUUCCGCAGUUCGGAGGAAGCGGUGAGAGAUAGUAUCGGAGCCUUCCUACAAGCGAUCGUCAAGCACCUGAAGACCAAGGAACAUAACCUUCCUAAGCUCCUGUUUGCCUUUCGUAUCUCGUCUUGCUAUAACAUCCCCCUUUCCCCAGCGUCUAUCGCUGAGGCUGAAAAGCACUUCCAGGUCAUCGAGUUCUCUGAAGACAAAUACAAAGAACUGAGAGGAAAAAGCAAAUACUUUCAGGGUCUGAAGGAAAUGUGUCUCAAGACCACUGAUGGCACCUUGUGGAUCUGGUUGGUCCCGCUGCUCUAUGAGCUCAAGAAGGACCCUUUUCUCCCAUGUGAACUUUCUUCACAAGCCUUCCAACAGCUGAGGGAAGACAAAGAGAAGCAGUGGAAAGUCCUGAAGAUGGUUGGUUAUCACAAAUCCUUGAUUAGAAGAUGUCCUCCGCUGGCAAAGAAGGUGGUGGAGAUGGUGGCCCUGAAGAACUUCACCAAGGACCCUUUGCCUGACAUUUGGUUUCCACUCCAGCUCCUCUUGGUGACAUUGUGCGAGCGCAUCCUAGACGUCAGGGCAAGCUCAACCCAAGGGCCUGAAGAUGACUUUGAUGUGGCUUUGGAAAGCAUCGCCACCAGGAUGAACUCCUGGUUCAAGGACUUGCACCCAUCGGGGUCUUCACAGCAAUCUCUGGAGCCCACAAAUGAGGAUGAGGUCUUGCAGUGUCUGAACUUGGUGUACCUCCUGCUGAAGCAAUUCUUGGUGGAGAUGACGAAAUGGGUGUCGUUCAACUCUGUGAUGACGACGCUGUGGAUACUUGGGCUGUUUGUCAGCAAAGAGGGUUUACUGCAAGCGAACAAGGAAUUCCAGCAGUUCACUUCAGCAGAAAGGUUUAAGGAGUUUUCACAUUUGAUCAUACCGUGGCUCAACAGACACUUUCAGAAGGCACCCACGGACAAGAAAUCCUUCCUGAAGAACACUGAGAUGUGGCAGCAGCUGCUUUCGAUGAAGAUCCUCUGCAUGGGGUGGACCAAGGAGUGGUGGAGUUUGAUCCUCAACAUGUUUGAGGAGUGGCUGAAGAAUGUUAAUGAGAAAUACCUCAUGGACUUCUACUGGGCUUUCAUGAAGAUGGACAAGUACAAUGACACGGAGUUGGAGAACUGCUUUACAAAUCGCAUCAUCCAGUGGAUCAGAGGCCUUGACAAAAGCAAGGAAUCUGUGGUAAAAUCUAUGAUACCCAUGUUCCUGAAGACAAGCAAACCAUCUACUGGGAAGGUGCUUUCCGUUCUCGUGGAGAAAAUGUGUUCAGAGACAAAGAGGCUGAGAAGAAUUGAUGCGUUUGAUGAGACAACUGGCUCUGUUCUUGCAAACCUGCUCAACACUCCUGUGGUCUGUGAUCUCAUUUCUGCUGUCGAAGAAUCAAAGUGCAAGUUUCAAGUUCAGCUCAGCGACAAUGCAAAAACCAUCCUCUCCCAGCUGUACAUGCUCUUCAGCUUCACUGGACGUUGUGUUCUUUCCGGAGACAUCCCCUGCAGUACCCUCAACAACAUCUUAAAGAAUGAGGAGCUGUUUAAGAAGAUACUGUGCACCUGUGAUCACGCUUUCUCCGAGUGUAUAACAAAAGUGCUGGAUGUCAGGAAGCAGGAGUUUGAGCAACUGGAAGAGCAGAAGCAACAAAGACGCUCCUUUCUCCGCCUGUGCUGUAGCAUAGAGGACAUAAUAAAAGUGGAUAGAAGCACCAUGGAGAAAAACAUCACGGACAAGGAAAGUUUUAAGGAUCAGAUGUCGGUGAAGAAGUUCUCCACUGAUGGCAAGAUUGAAAUGGACUUGCAUGUCCUUGCUGAUUAUAACAACAUGAUGCAAAAACUUUACAUCGUGGAGAGAAGCCAAUGUUUCCGUAGGCUGUGGAAGAUGAGAGCAGAGCAAAUCAAAGCCACAAUACCUGAAGAUCAAGUUUUCUCCAUAGGAGAUGUUCAAGAAAAAAUUUAUAAGCCAGCCAUUGCUGACUUCCGGAAAACCUACCUGUCCCUGAAAGACUUCUCCAUCACCCUUGGGACCGUGCAGAGCCAGUUUGACAAGCUGCUGAGAAAGAAGGAUCAGCUCGUAGAGGAGUUUAAAAUAAUGGAGGACAGUGAAGGGCCAAGAGGUGGAAUAGCUCACUGGAUCGCAGGUGCGGUGGAGAGGAUCGACAACUACUUGACCCUCUCAAAAGUGGUGCACACUGCCAAGAUGAUCGAUUCUCUGAGACAGAUGCUUCAGCUAGAGGGGGAUUUCCAGCUUGUCAGCGACCUGGCGACAUACGAAGAGCAGGAAUUCAAGAGUAAGAAACUUGAUUUUAUGACCUCAGACUUAAUGAAGGUGAAAAAAAGUUUGAGUGACAUUCCCCAGGGAGUCCUGGACUUUUUGAAGGAACUUCAUGAAUGUGCAAGGAAAGGUUUUACCUCCUGGAUCAAGACCAUAAUAAAAGAAAAGACAGAAAUCCCCGUAUUUGUGGAGCUGGCAUCAAUUUCUGCAGGUGAAAAUGACAUGGAUAUCGACAGAGUGAGGGUGUUCCGUGACGCCAUGACUGCCUCUGCCCCCAUCGUAUUAGACCUGAGUCCCACAGCUGGGUUUGACCAGUUCUCUGCAGCUCUCUCUUUCAUCAGAAAAGCCAUUGAGAAGGACAGUCAUCUUCCCAAGAAGCUGAAAAAUUCAUGUGACAAUAAAGAGUGGAUCCAGAUGGUUCACGACUCUCAUGGCUCAGUGGAGCGUUCUUCAAUCUCUCAAGCCAGAAGCAUCAACAGAAAUGGGCUUUUUACCAUCUCAGCACCUCCGAAAUUCAAGGCUACACUUGAGGACUGUGUCUUGUUGCGACUGCUGAAUGACAGUGAGGAAAGUGAAUCUCCAGCAGACUGGAAGAACAAGAAAUACAGUUUGUCUCAGCUCACGGAGCUCCAGAACAAGCUUAUGUUGAUUGCCACCAAGGUUGAGCAGGGCAGAGAGGAAGCAAACCGUUUCUUGGAGAUAUUGGAAAAAGUUGAAACGGUUGGAAAGUUGUACCUGGAGCUUCUCAGUGUUGGCAACAUCCUCUUCAUCAACUGGAAGGCUGACAUCUACUGCAACCCCCAGCAACGUGUAAAAGUCUACACGGAGUUUGGAAUUGCUGAUAUCCUUGUUCAGAGCACAAAACCUCUCCUGGAGGAGUUGGACAGCCUCUCUAAAGCGAUGGAGCAUUGUUUGUCAGAGUGGAAGAAGUACCUGGAGACUCAAAGGGACAUCUACUAUCAUCUCAACCUGUUCACUGCGCACCAGCUCUUCUAUUUAUGCAGCCAGCUAGCCAGAGUCCAGAAAGGUACCAUAGAACCACAGGUGCUCAUCAUGCUUUCCGCCAUCAAGCAUGACAUCAAAGAAGAAGAUAUCAAAAAAGCCCUGGAGGAUGCGCUGAUGACUCCUCUGGAGUCCGUGAAUUCCUUGUCAGGAGGUGAGGAAUCAGUUACCUGGCACGACUACAUCAUUCGUUUUCCCCAGUUCAUCAAAAGCUUGGCCGAAUCAGGCUACAGUGAGUCAGUGGCAAAGGCAGCCUUGCAGAGCUGCCUGUCCAACUCACCCAUCACGGAGCAGAUGCUCAUGGAUUUUGCCUUUGAGCAGGGCGACAACCAGGAGUUGGUUGAAGAGCUCAGCAAGUUGUAUGAGGAGACAAGAGAAACCUUCCUGCAGCAGAGACGGAAAUUUAAGGCCGGGAAGAGAGAUGCUGACCAGGUUUCCUUCAGCACCCUGGCACACGAAGAGUUGGCCACCUCCUUUGAGAGUUUGCCAUCUAUUUACGACAAGGUGAUUCUGCUCUGGGAUGCUUACUGUAAGAAAUUUGCUGGCCUGGUGUCUGAUAAAUACAUAGGCUUGGAUGUUUUUGGGGAGACACUGAAGCGCUUGGCCAGUCUAGAAAGCACACGUGUUGAGAGGAGUUUACCCGUAGGCUUUGAAGAAGGGAAACCGCUUCUCGUCAUGUGUAAGGAAGAGGAAAUGUUACCCAACAUGCUAUUUGUCUAUCAACAUCCUGAGACAGCACCUCUCCCGUCAUAUGAUGAGGUCCUGGUGUGCACACCCGACACGCAGGAGGAGGAGGUGGAGCUUCUUGUCAGGAGAGCUCUUUCUCCAGGUUCCCAAGACCAAAAGAUCUACUGCUUGCUGGGUGCUGAGAAAUUAGUUUAUAAAGUUUCCAAAAAACUCGAGUCCCACUUCUUCCGCCUGGUGCAAUCUUCCAGCACCUCCAACUACAGAUUCAUCAUCUUCUGCAAUGCCAAAGCUCACCACUCCUAUGUUAUCACAGCCUUUGAUGCCUACAAGGGGACUUUCCCAUGCUACUCCAAGACAGAAAUCCAGACCUACCUGAAGAUGCAUCUCAAAGUGCCGAGCGGGAUGGCUCCAGUCGCUCAAGCCUUCGAAGAGCCCUAUCAGCAGAAUGUGAAGUUCGUCUUUUCGGAGCAAGCAGGAAUGGGGAAGUCUCUCUUUGUGGACAAUACCAUCAGAAAGGUCCGUGACCAGCUGGGUGACAUCCUACCACUUCAUAAAACCAUUAGGCUGAUGGAGUCGGACAUUGAUUUCCAGUUCUUUGUGGAGGAACUCUUGUCCAUCAAGGAAUCUGUGACUGAAAUUCAGCCCAGAAUUUUCCACAUCGAUGUUUCUCCAGUGGUAUCGAAGGGUCUCUACCGGCUGCUGAUUGACCUGUGCAUCCUGCGGCACAUACAGAGCCCCGACGGCUUGGUCUGGAAGUGCAAACCCUCUCAUCUUUACUUGAUCGAGUACCUAGCAAAAGGGAAAGGUGUUAGCAGUACAAGGAAGCAAGAGAUGACUAUUGAAAUAGAAGAAAAAUUCCUGGAUCUUUUUCCUACUGUGGAGUGUGUAUCACCGCAGAGCGUGCUCGAGUUGAUGGAAGAUCCCAGCUCUGUCCCUCCUGUGGGGUUGAGGGAGAAACAGUUUGACCGGAGCAAGCUAAAUAGCGAAGUUUUCCAAAGGUCCUACCAAUAUCUCAGCAGAUACGAACGAAAUGAAAACCUUGAUUGUUUCACUUUCGUCCCUGGAAGUAUCGAAGGGACAGAAAAAGAAUGCCUGGCGUGCUUGAUGAAGUUCUGUGGGAGAAGCAGCCCCUCUUGGACCGAGCUCAGCAACUUCACACACUUCCUGAACUUCCAGCUAAAAAAGUGUGAGAAAUCGGUCUUCUGCAGUCUGGUGGUUGGAGUGGAGUUUAGAGGCUUCAAAACAUUUGUUGUCAAGUUCAUGAUCACCAUGUCCAAGGACUUUGCCAUGCCUUCCCUCAACAUGUCUGAUCAAAGUGUGCCGAGCAAGGAGUGGAAGGAGAUGGACAGUAUUUUGAGAGAGUACCAGCUAAGACGCAAGUGGGAGCAGGAGUCUCACCCUUAUAUAGUUUUCCAUGCUGAGGAUGAUUCCAUGGAGUUUUUGGGUUUCCAUAUCAACCAGAACUUGGAUGCUAUUGAUGCUUAUUCCCAGGAUGUUUUGGAGAGGUCAGUUAUGAAAAAGAGUUUAUACGAGACCUUGUCACUCCAAAAUGUUCCUUUCAAUAAGAAAUUUGAAACCUUAUCCAGAACUGAGCAGUUGGAGGCCCUCUGCAGAGUCUUUGGUGUGAAAUGCCAGAAGGAUCCAGAUGUUUCGUACCAGUUGACUCUGGACAACACCAUGAAGAUGUUGGCUAUUCACCUGCGGUUCCAGUGCGGCAUCCCUGUGAUCAUCAUGGGUGAAACGGGUUGCGGGAAGACGAAGCUGGUGCAGUUCAUGUGCAACCUGCAAAGGGCAGGCAAGAACAUUCAGAAUAUGAUGGUGGUGCGUGUUCAUGGCGGCACCACCUCCAAGACCAUCCAGAAUAAGGUAAGGCAGGCCAUCAAGCUGGCACAACACAAUGAAAAAGAGCACAACGUAGACACAGUGCUCUUCUUUGACGAAGCCAACACCUCAGAGGCGAUCUUUGCGAUCAAAGAAGUGCUGUGUGACCACAGUGUCAAUGGAAUGCAGUUUUCCACUGACCGCUUAAAAGUGGUGGCCGCUUGCAACCCUUACAAAAGACACACCAAGGACACCAUUGAGAAACUGGAGAAAGCUGGCUUGGGAUACCGAGUCCGGAGUGAAGACACCCCGGAGAAGCUGGGUUACAUUCCCUUGCGGCAGUUGGUGUAUCGGGUGCAGCCGCUUCCUCCCAGUUUAUUGCCUCUGGUCUGGGAUUUUGGGGAGCUGAAUGAGAAGACGCAAAGCCUGUACAUUGCGGAGAUUGUGAAGUCCAUCGUGGAGACCAAGAUCCCUGCGGGAAACCUGGAUGUCUUCACCGAUGUCAUUUCAGCCUCCCAGAAGUUCCUGAGAGAGAAGAAGAACGAAUGCAGAGUCACCAGCCUCCGGGACAUAGACCGCUGCAUGAAAAUAGUGCUCUGGUUUUAUGACUUAGGAGACCUGCUUUUCCACCAGAUUGAUGAGAAGAGGCAACCUGAGGAGAAAGAGGAGCCAACCUUAAACAACGCGCAAAGGGCUUUGGUCCUUUCAGUAGGGGUCUGCUACUACGUGUCUCUGGAGAGCCGCCAAGAAUACCUGGAGGAGGUUGCAAAAUGCCUCUCAGUCCCUGCAUCCCGGCUACAGGAAGAGAUUGAGUUGUGCCAAGAGGUGUUUCUUGAUCACCUCUCCAUUCCUAAGGCGACAGCCUGCAACAACGCUCUGCAGGAGAACAUUUUUAUGAUGGUUGUCUGCAUGGACCUCCGGAUGCCACUCUUUCUGGUUGGGAAGCCGGGAAGCUCCAAAUCUCUCUCCAAAACCAUCGCUGUAGAUGCCAUGGAAGGCACAUUGUCCAGAAGCCAGUUGUUCAAAAGAUUCAAAGAGGUCCAGCUGGUCUCCUUCCAGUGCAGCCCUCAUUCCAAACCAGAAGGCAUCAUCUCCACUUUCCGACAAUGUGCUCAGUUCCAGAAGGGCAAAAACCUGAAUGAGUUUGCGUCCGUGGUCCUGCUGGAUGAGAUCGGUCUUGCAGAAGAUUCGCCCGAUAUGCCACUGAAGACGCUGCAUCCUCUUCUGGAAGACGGAUGCAUUGAUGAUGAGGAUCCAGAGGCUUACAAGAAAGUUGGCUUUGUGGGCAUCUCCAACUGGGCCUUGGACCCUGCAAAGAUGAACAGGGGCCUCCUUGUCUUUCGGACUGAACCUAGCAAGGAAGAGCUGGUGAAGACUGCCAAAGGCAUUUGUGCUGACCAACCUCACCUUGAAAGGAUCGAGCAUUUGUUCCCCAUUCUGGCAAACUUCUACUGCAAUGUGCUGCAGAAACAGCAAACGGAGUUCUUUGGGCUUCGUGACUUCUACAGCUUAAUCAAAAUGAUUGUGGCCUACACGCAGGACAUGAAGGGCGAUUCUCAAGAGGAGCUCAUUGUAAAGGCCAUUCAGAGAAAUUUUGGAGGCUCCAAAGAUAUCUGUCCUCUGGAAAUCUUCCAUAACUGCACCAGCGAGGUACGUGUUACCUAUGGGAUGGAGACCAGCUGCAUCCGUCUGCUGGAGGAAAACAUGGCCAAGCAGGAAGCGGGAUUCAUGUCUCGUUACCUCCUGUUGCUGACGACCAACAACGCUGCCUUUCAGAUCAUCCAGAUGACGCGGCUUAUAGAUGCCACUAACUGUGACAUAAUAUUUGGUUCUGGUUUCCCACGGGACCAGGAGUAUUCCCAGGUGUGCCGCUCUGUGAACAGGGUGAAAAUCUGCAUGGAGAUAGGCAGGCCCGUUAUCCUCCUCAACAUACAGAACCUUUAUGAGAGCCUUUAUGAUACCCUCAAUCAAUGCUUUGUCAGCCUGGGGAACAAUUAUUACGUCGACCUGGGCCUUGGCACUCACAGGGUGAAGAGCCGUGUGAAGGAGGAAUUCCGGCUGAUUGUUAUAGAGGAGAAGAAAGUGGUCUACACGCAGUUCCCCACCCCUCUCCUGAGCCGUCUGGAGAAGCAUUGCUUGGACAUGAACACCAUCCUCAACUGGCAACAGCAAAACCUGAAAAAGGACCUGGAGAUUUGGGCCAGGAAGUUUGUCUACAUCAAGAACCCUGAUUUAUUUGGGAUCUGGUCCAACACACUCGCUCCCAAGGAACAAGAUGUCUUCAUUGGCUUCAGUGAUGACACGUCCGCCGCCAUUGCGCUGGAGAGUUUCCAGCACAUCCACCGCAGAGACUACGAACACUAUGGAGAGCAGGACUUCUUCGCUGCCACAAGCAAACUGGUGGAGUGUGCCACUCCCGACUCCAUCCUACGCCUGAAAUACUCUUCUCUGGAGGAGGCUGAACAGAUCCAGGACCUGUAUUUCAUCAAGCAGAAGCACAACAGCCUGACCAGCCUCUUGCGUGAGAUGUUGAACCAGCAGAAGGAAGGGAGCACCACCGGGCAGUGCCUGCAGGUUUCUACCCAUGCCAGGCUGUUAAACCAGAAGGAUUUAGAAGUUCUGAGGAAGACCCUCAACCUCCCAGAUACAAUCCACUGCCUCUUCCUAAGCCAGUUUGACACUGAACACGCUUUCCGCCAGGACCUCAGGAAUUUCUUCAAGGAGCCGCAAGAAGCAAAAUUGCUCCUUGUCCAGUUUCAUUUCGAUGAGCCGCAGAGUGGCAAAAGACUCCUGGCCUGUGCCAAGUACUGCAUGACAGAUGAGCGAAGAAGGUCGGCCAGCCCCCAUCUGUUGCAUGUUGUGCUGAUCACUAAAGUCCCACGGGUUCUGGGAGGGUGCAGCUAUCUGGCUUUUGACAGCGGCGAGUGGAAAUCCAUCCACUUGGAUGACUUGAUGCCCCCCGAGAACUUUAAGACCAAUCUUGGCCAGCUCUCCAAAAUGACCAUUGCUGAGAUUUUCAUGAGCAGUUCCCAGCAGCAUGUCCCAUCAGGUUCUCCAGAGAAUUCUGCUGCCCCGGGAAGCCUCACUGAGUCAGAUCUUCACCCAGAGGAAAAUGCACAACUCCUUAACAUGGACGCAAUGAUCAAAGGGAGCAUCCAGAAGGCCGUGAUCCAGCUGGAGGACAAGAAGGACAACAGGAAGCGUCCAACGGAGAGAAUCAUGAUCCUUUACAACUUGCUUUUCCAUGCUCAGAGUAGCAGCGUUUCCAGCCACUUUCUGACCAUCCUGAAGAAGAGAAUUUGUUGCCUCCUACAAGAACGGGAGCAACCGAUCCAAGAACCAAGGGGCUGGAUAUUCCGCAGGGCACUCUCUACUGAAUUCAUCCUGGAAGACACAUCGUUCAGGCAAGCGCUCUGGGUACACCUGGAAGACAUUGUGGCGAGCAUCUUUGCCCAAAUUCUCGCCGUGGUGGAUGCCAACAACAACCUGGAUCACAUCUCUCAAGGCUCUCCUCUCGCAGAACUGUGGAUCCAGAUGUUCCAAGAAGAAACAUUCCUAAAAAUUAAAUACACCAGAAAGGCAGCAGAUGCUAAGAUUCCUGUGUUAUCAAUGACCGAAGACCCCAACACCUCCCUCUCCUGCCAGUUCCCAUUCAGUUGGGUUUUGAAAGCCUACCUGGACGACAUAUGGGAGAAAGUCUAUCAUAUGAAAGGUCAACCCAAGAAUCCAGCAGAGGAAGUGGCCAGAUUCUACCAAACCUUCAUCAAGAAUGUCUUGAUGCCAGAUGUCAGCAAUCCAGACAUGCUCCGCUAUUACGCCAAUGACUUUCUCAGGAUGGCUUUUCCUGGACAAGACCCCUCUGUCUAUGAGAUUCUCUCAAAAGUUUUCCUAGCCAGCGCAGAACAACUCUGCUCCUCCGUGGGCAGGGGGGAGAUGGACUUUUCCCCAAUUUGGCUUCACAUGGAAUAUUUCUACCUCCGAGACGAUUAUCAACUCUUCAUUGACAUCGCAAAAAGCAACGACACUGUCAUAAGAGAGCUGCAGGCAAUGUAUGAGAACAACCCCCCAGAAAUGUUUGUCACUCUUGAUGCCUUGAACAUUCUCCUGAAGAAAGUGCAGCCCUUCGAAAAUGGACUUUUGCCCUUUGAUGCCUGCGUAGCAUGGCUCAAAAGCAUCAAGUCCAUUAAGCCCUGGAUGGAGUGGAUCAGCCUGGAUGACUACCAGCUUCAGUUCUACCAGAAGAAGAAGAAACUCCUGGAGAGUGUGUUACAUCGCUGGACCUGCACCAACAUUGUCUACAUGUUGAUUGACCACCUGCUGCACAACGAGGCACAGAUAGAUGAGAAACUCCUGAGGCUUGUGGUGAAGCAGUUCAUCUUCCUCUGGAAUCGCCUCUAUGCAACCCCAGGAUUUGAGCCAGAGAAGACUUUUGAUUUGGUGACAAAAGUGCUGAAGAAAUGCAACCAGAAUGCCGAUGUUGUGUAUCUGGUGAAGGGUGUGAAGGAAUGCAAGAGCUGUCUGCGGGAGAUCACUGACCCGGCGGAGCUGCCCUGCAACCACAUCUUCUGCACCCGCUGCAUCCUGGAGUGGGAGAACAAGCAGUGUAAGAUCUGCAAGGAGGAAUUCCCGCAGGAUUACACACCCACAGCUUCGGAGGCCACAAGGGAAGCUGUCGCCUGUCACAACAAAUUCAGGAGGAAAUGCAAUUCCUUCUUCAUUGAGUUCAUCACCAUGUACUUUUUGGGAGACAGACAGCCACUGUCUGCCGAAAUCAUUCAGCGACUGAUACAGUUUGUGGCCUGCAAACCCAAUCCUGAGCAACAGGCAGGGAAAAGAGUGUACAAGCCGAAAAGCGAGUUGUCGCCCUUCGAAGAGUGCAUGGACACCAGUCCUACCAUCCAGUCGUCCCUCCUGAAGCUGCUGCUGCGAUGCGGGUUCAACAACGUCAAGGUUCACUUGGAAGAAUACCUGUCCCAGAUGGAGGAGAAGAUAAUCUCCAACCAAAGUAACAUGGAUCACUUCUAUUUCAUGGUGGUGCACUGUCUGGAGGAUUUUAUGUAUCCUUCUUCUGAAGAAGACAUCAGCCAGCUUGCUGAAAAAUGCCUCUCCACUGCAGACCUAUCUGCUUUCUGCAAGCCCGAGGUCUCAAGAAUUAACACCCUCCAGUUCAUCGCCCAGCUCCGGCUCUCCAUCAGCCAUGUGGCCACUGUCCUUGGCAGACAGAUGCUUUCUGCUGCAGAUCCCAAUGCACCCACUGCUGAGGAGAAUGAGAAAGAGCAAGACCUGGUGAAUGCAAUGAAGCAGCUGGUUGCAAAGGCUCCGACUUGGUGGCCUCAGGUUUUCCUCAUCAGAAAUCUCUGUGACAUCUAUGGGCUCACCUCUGUAUGGAAGAUGCUUCAGGUGGAGAAGUGGAUUUUACCCCAAGGGGUAGAAAUUUCGCAGGAGAGAAACACCUGGUCAAAUGCAACACUGAUGUUUUCAGUGAUGGACAAAGCACAAAAUCAGCUAAAGAGCAAAGAUUCCACAGAAAACCAGAACCUGAUUUCUGUCAUGAGACAAAUGGAGAACAUCCUCCAGUUGCCAUCCAACCCAAAUGAGCUCCUGGAAGACAAACCCAAGAAGAUCAUGGAUGCUUUGGGUGACAGGGAAGACCCAAGCCUGCUGGAGGUUGUCUUCCACAGUGCAUUCACUCUGGUGAUGUCCCCGAGCCGCAUCACUCACCUCCUCAAGAACAUCUGCUUCAAGCCUGACAUGGUGAAGGGGUCCUACCUUCCCACCAUGCCUGGAGACCUGCUUUUUGAUAAGGAAAACUGGAAAAUUGGUGACACAGAGGCAGUUUGGUCUUGUCAGUGUGGCUUGUACUGGAUUGUCACCAACUGUGGGAAACCCAUGGAAAGGAAGGAAUGCCAGUGUGGUGCUGUCGUUGGGGGAGCUAACCACAAUCCUGAGGAGGGCUUUGAGAAGAAGGAAAUCACCACUGAUAAAACGGAGAAAGGGUACAUCCUGGAGAGCCCUUUAUUGCGGAGAAACGAGCUGGAGAGGUGCCUGUCGCCUGCCUGCAUUGGUCUUGCGAGAGCUCUGCUCCAUUCGUCCCUCCUCCUGGGGAUCUAUGCUAACAAAGAGGCAAUUAUAGACCUGAUCAAAAAGAAACCGGCGGAUGUGGAAGAGUUCUUCUGGGACCACCUCCGGAAAGACGUGGCGUGCCUGGCAGAAGCACUCGGCAGGAACACAGAGGAUGCCAUGUUGACUGUCCAUCUGUUUCUACAACACCUGAGCAACGUCAACCCAACAGAUGAAGAUGUAGCCUUGGGCAUCCUGCCUGAGAAAAAGGACCGAGAAGAAUGGGAAACCUCCUUCAAAGCCCUGGCUCAACCCUUUUUCCAGGGAUUGGACAAAAGCAUUAAUUCUGUCAAGGAGCAGAGGAUGAAUGAAGGUCCCCAGGGCUCCAGCAUCCUCUUGAAAAUAGUUUAUGGUCAGACGCCACCUUUUGAAGAGCUGCCGAGUCAGGAGUUGAUCGACCAACCUUGCAUGUGGAGAUAUGAACGGAAGACAACCAUCCAGACCUUGAUGCAUUUCCUACAGCAGGAAGGUGGAGAAGGCACUGGCAACCCCUACCCCAUUCUGCUGGAGCUCCUGUCAAAGCUCGAGAAUAUCCAACACGUCCGACACCUGCCCGACAUUUUCCGUCUGCAGAAUGCCCUGAUCCACUUCUUCCAAAACAGCCAUAAAGGGGAAGACUACACAGUCCAACAGUUCCUGGACCAGCCUGAACUUUCAGAGGACCAGCGUUUGGCUUUCAGCAGAGCUAUAGAGACGAUCCUGAAAGUUUGGAGCAAUAUUAAGACAAACCCAUCCAGCUCAGGCAUCGCCAUCCUGCCGGACCUCUCGCCCAACAGUAUCAACAUCAACACUGCUGUCCUGCACCUCCUCCCCACCCAACCGUCCAUUAGCCACCUGGUGACCAGGUUCCUCAUACAGCUGCAAAACAACUGUGUCAACACAGCUGCACAGAUCACCAGGGAGAAGCAACGGUCCAUCUCUGCAGAAGAGGUGAAGCCCUCCUCCGUGCUGGCUGUAACCAAGAGCGAUCUGGUGACCAUGGCGCUUGCCAACUUGCAGUACGAGGUAGAUGAAGAUGGCACCAAGACAGCCUACUUCGACUUCCAGAUGCUGCAGCGGCAAGUGGUUCAUCGCUUCAUCAGCGGGAAGCCCAUCAUCAGGGCCCAGACGGCUCCAUCCAUUGCCCUCAACAACGUGAGGACCCUCCAGGCCACCAAGAUGAAAGUCAGGGACCAACUGUCCCAGGAGAUGCUCAGCGUCAACCAGCAGAAGCGCAUCAUGGAAGAGGCCCGCUCAGUCAAUGCCCUCUCCAAGGCCCUGGCCACCUUGAAGGUGGCUGCUGAGUUCCUGGCUGUGACAGGUGGUGACCCAGAACGCCCACUGCCCGAGUAUGUCCGCCAGGAGCUGAGGAUGGACGCCAGCGCGAAGCAGUUCCAGGAUGUGCCGGUGGUGCCCCACACCCAGCUGAAGCACAUCCUGUCGCUGUGGCAGGUCCUGGCAGCUCGCAGGUCCAUGCUGUUGGUACAGAUGAACCAGGAUCCCUUCUGCCUGAUGCCCAAGGAGUUCCAGGGAAAGCUGGAUGAGAAAGAAGCAAAAGCCCUGUCCUCCACGUUGUCCAACACCAACCUCGACCUCUUCCUCAUUGAGCUGCACGAGAUGAUCAUGGUGGCCCUGUCUGGACUUCAGCCUGAUCAUAACCUGAAGUACGCCUUUAGUUUCUUCCUGGAAGACAACCACGUCCCCGCUGCCUCUGUGAAGUCCCUCACAGAUGCCCUGGGUCCCGGAGAUUCCUGUCAAGAACAUCCUCUCUGUCUGGCGGACGGCUGUGAAGGCCAGCCAGAUCAACGUACCUGCAUAUGGCCAGGAGAGGCCAGCCCAAGGCAGCUGUUAGCCCCCUUCUUGCAAUGACCCCGCCGGUGGCUUGUCCCCAUGGGCACAGCGGAAACACCAACCCCUAAUCCCAGCUCUGGGGGCAACGCCUGAGCUGUGUGUGAGCUCCCUGAGCAACUCGAGCCUCCAAACCCCUGCAAUGCUGCUCCCCUACUGCCUGAACCCGCAGGAGAAGCUCCCUCCUGGACCUACCACUGCCCCCUCAGGGUCCCCAGUUGUCCCCAUCACUUCCAACCUCACCAAGCCACAGCAAGAACUUGGAGACCGUCCCCAUGAACAUGUCUCCAGUGCUCUCAGUUGCUUAGCUCUGACCCCCAGCAGACACCAAGGCGGGGCUGAGGAGUUAGAGCCCUACUCCCACCCCAAUGUUGACCAGUGCAUGCUUCUGUGUAUCCCCAUGUCCAUUGUCAGUGGCCUCUGUCCUGUCUUGUCCCUCCUCUCCCUUCCUGCAUUAUUAAACAUUCAAGAACCCA